Molecule: messenger RNA, 1738 nt
Organism: Chenopodium quinoa (quinoa)
Lineage: Eukaryota; Viridiplantae; Streptophyta; Magnoliopsida; Caryophyllales; Amaranthaceae
Product: proteasome subunit beta type-2-A-like
Exons: 3
Coding region: 888-1529 (213 amino acids)
Biological process (GO): proteasomal protein catabolic process
Cellular component (GO): proteasome core complex; nucleus; cytosol
Molecular function (GO): peptidase activity
Source: RefSeq, a predicted model, not a curated record
AACCCAACCACCAUUCCCACCACCAGGCUUCCUACGUGCCACCGCCGACCAGCCUCACUGUCGUAAGCCUAACCACAUAAACAUCACCACCGUCGCUGCCCUCCUUUUCCCUACCCAGAACCGUUGUUGAACUCCUCUCCCCCUGCCAAAACCGUCGCUAAAACCCCAUUCCCUCUCCCUGGAAACCACCCAACGUACAAACCAUCACGAAUUCUACCACUUUGGGGUUCGAAGGUCGAUUUCAGCCUUACCCUCCGCCCUCAAAACAGCCAAAACCUUUGAAGUCCUAGAAACUUCGAUCUCUCGGUGAAGGGCAAGGGUUGUUUUCGGGGAGGGGAGAAUGGGUUGGGAUGGUUAUCGGUGAGGAGGGGGAAGGCCAGGGGAGUCGCUGGUUUAAGAGGUGGUGGUUUGGCUGAUCUCGGCGGUCAAGGUGGAGGCAGGGCAUGCUGGCGGCGGGGUUAUGGUGUCGGUGGUGGGGCUAGGCUGGGUUAGCCGGUUAAAGUUUUUUUUUAUGUUUUUUUUAAAUUAAUUAAUUUUUUUAACCAAUAGCCUAUUAACACGUGUCUGUUCAUGGAAUUCGUUAAUUGGUGGCCGGUGAAAUCAAAUUUUAGUGAUAUUUUGUGGUGUUAUAAUUAAAGGGUUUUUUUUUUUUUUUUUUUUUUUUUUUUGGUUGUUGUUGUUGUAAUCAAUUUCUUAGUUUUUCUGUGGUGUUAUUUUGCAAAUUUCCAAAAAAUAUACUCGUAUGUAUAAAUGAACCAAAUUCCCUAAUUCCAAAUUCCGUUAUUCGAAACCAAACAGAGUUCACAUCGAAAAAACAAUAAACCCAAAUUCCCUAAUUCCUCAUUUUCACAAAAUCAAACUUGUCAAGAUUCAAAGAUCGAUCAACAAUGGAGUGUGUUUUCGGAUUAGUAGGCAAUGGAUUCGCAAUAAUUGCAGCAGAUACAUCAGCAGUGAACAGCAUUUUGGUGCACAAAACCAACGAAGACAAGAUCAUGAAGCUCGAUUCUCACAAACUCUUGGGCGCCAGUGGCGAAGCCGGCGAUAGAGUUCAAUUUACGGAGUUUGUCCAGAAGAAUGUUUCUUUGUAUCAGUUCAGGAAUGGUAUCCCUUUGACUACUGCUGCCGCUGCUAAUUUCACUCGAGGUGAACUUGCUACUGCCUUAAGAAAGAAUCCAUACUCAGUAAACAUAAUUCUAGCUGGUUUUGACCAAGACACUGGACCUUCAUUAUACUUUAUUGACUACAUAGCGACUCUUCACAAGGUAGAUAAGGCAGCAUUCGGCUAUGGUUCCUACUUUGCUCUCUCUAUGAUGGACAGGCAUUACCGUAGUGAUAUGUCAGUUGAUGAGGCCAUCAAGCUGGUUGAUGAUUGCAUUGUAGAGAUCAGGACUAGGCUGGUUGUAGCUCCACCUAAUUUCGUGAUCAAAAUUGUUGAUAAGGAUGGAGCUCGGGAAUUUGCCUGGUGUGAAUCCAUUAAAGAUCAGGCCGUUGCAGAUGCAAAUGCUGCUGCCGUAUCUGCUUCUGUCUGAGACUCUGAGGGUAUCUGGUUUUUUAGUAGUGAAAAAUAGGUCAUUUUUUAUAUUUUCUGAAGGUGGUAGCGUUUAUAUAACAGGAUGAUUUACUAUGUUUGAAACUGUAUACCCUUACUUUGGAGUUGUCACCUUGAGAUUUUACCCCACUGUUAUCUGCUGAAACAAUCAUCAAAUUGAUUGAUCUAGUUCAUUUAUCACCAUGCUAA